GCGGUUGGUGCGAUCAGUCAAUAGAAAACAUUCGCGUUGGUCGGUUGGUCGUGCUGACGUCCGUAGCAAAUUAUUGUUCCUCUUUUGUCUCAACAGUCCUGCCUAAAAUUGAUUUUUGUCUCAACUGGUUUUUGAACAAUCGUAGCGUUUGGCCGGAUGUUUUAAUUCUUGGAUCCGUUUUUAGUUUGUGCUGUUCGCAUCGAAAGUGUUCGAAAACACCCAAUUGGAAAUAAAUCUUUUCGAAGAAGAUACUAACUGCUAAGUUUUGUGGAAAGGCAAUCAGAAAAAUUGCAGUGAUAAAAAUGAUUGUCCCUAGAAAUGUGGAAAAUUGAGAGCAAUUGAUGCCGGAAAUUAAGUGUGCAUUUGGUUAAUUUGAUUCGACUUCCAAAAAUGUUCUGUUUGUGUGCGAUGUGAUUGGAUUGGAUUAAAAGUGUACUCCCCGUCUGAUUUGAUUGUAUUAUUUUGAUAUUAAUAAUACUGUGGAAUACCAAACAGGAACUGGAACGCGAGCUGGAAAAAUUGAAUGAACUAGACAGGAUAUUUCGGAUUCUCCGGGGAAAGUUAUCCGAGGAAUAAUCUCCAGGCUCCAAGCCGGGGGAGAAGCGCACGUCGGAGUAAUAAAGAAACCGUCAGGCGCGACGAACAUCCCAUCAAAAGAAUAGUCACGAAGAAAGUACUUUCAAAAGUGGCAAGAUGUCAGACGACGAUAAAGAAUCCUCUGUACGGGUUGCCGUCAGAAUUCGUCCACAGAUACCACGUGAGCUGAUAGAUAUGUGCCGGAUGUGCACUCAGGUCACUCCCGGUGAGCCUCAAGUCUAUCUUGGCUCCGAUAAGGCAUUCACCUUUGACUAUGUAUUCGAUACAAACGCAACACAGGUUUCCGUGUAUGCCAGCUGUGUUGACAAGCUGGUGGAAGGCGCCCUCAAGGGUUACAAUGCAACAGUGUUAGCAUAUGGCCAGACUGGCUCUGGCAAAACCUACACAAUGGGAACUGGUUUCGAACGAGACAUUCCUGAGUUCCAAGAAGGGAUCAUCCCACGUGCGGUACGGCAUCUUUUCGAAGGAAUUGGCCAGCUGCAAGAAAAUCCAUAUGAUGAGGAUGGAGAAUUUUUAGGAUCCCUGCAGUUUAGCGUAGCGGCCCAGUUCAUGGAACUGUACAAUGAGGAAAUCAUAGAUCUGCUCGAUCCGUAUAGUAAGGGGCGAUUAUUUAAAAUUCACGAAGACUCAAGCGGUGGAAUCUCCGUGGCUGGUGCAACAGUACAACCUCUCACUGGGCCCCAGGAUGCGCUACGAUGUUUGCAGCAAGGGGCAUUGGCACGCACCACAGCCUCAACACAGAUGAAUGAACAGUCCUCCCGGAGUCACGCGCUUUUCACAAUCCUUAUCCGGCGACAACGGGUGAUGAGUGCCGAAGAAAGUGGUAAUCCAGACGGAGAUUUGGAAACACUCACCUCGAAGUUUCACUUUGUGGAUUUGGCCGGUUCGGAGCGUCUGAAGCGAACAGGAGCGACAGGUGAACGAGCCCGCGAAGGAAUCUCAAUCAAUUGUGGCCUAUUGGCGCUGGGUAACGUAAUAUCCGCGCUGGGUGACAAAGCCAAAAAGGUUACGCACGUACCUUACCGAGACUCCAAAUUGACGCGGCUACUCCAGGAUUCGCUGGGAGGGAACAGUCAAACUAUCAUGAUUGCUUGCGUGUCACCAAGUGAUCGAGACUUUAUGGAAACGCUCAACACACUCAAGUAUGCCAACCGGGCGCGCAACAUCAAGAAUAAAGUACAAAUCAAUCAAGACCAGAGCUCGCGGACUAUCUCACAAUUGAGGCGUGAAAUUGCUGCCCUGCAGCUGGAGCUGCUCGAGUACAAGCAGGGCAAACGCAGCGUAGACUCGGAAGGAAAUGCCGCCGUUUCGGAUACCUUCCUGGAGAACGCAAUGUUGCUACAGGACAACAAACGACUACAGCAGCGACUGAAGGCAAUGCAAGAAGCAUUGAACUCAAUGACAGACAAGAAUGCACAGCUUCAGGCGCAACAAGCGUUGUCCGGGUGGUCAUCCGGUAGCACCGGUGAGAGCGGUGAGCAGGGUGAAGACGGAGAUGGUGGCAACAGUGGUGGGGCCGUUCAGCAGUUGGUCGCUGGGUAUAUCGGUGAAAUUGAAAAACUCAAAGCGAAGCUGAUCGAGUCCGAGCAGAUGUUCCAACAAAUCAAGAAAACCCAGAUCUGUCCGUCGAAACUAGGGCUGAAAAGUAAUUAUUCGUUCAUUGAGAACUCUACAGAAACGGUCAUUAACAUGGCGAAGCGUGAGCUGGAGAAAGAAAGGGAACUAUUGAUGUCUCGAUCGUUACCUGGGCUGGAGAACGAUGGCAGCAUCCAAAGCUUGGAGGAUGGUUCUGAUAGUGAUUCAGAUACGGAAUCUGACGACAAAACGGGCGAGCUACAGGCGGAAAUUAAUGAUAUAAGCUCGGAUAUUGAAAUAAAAUCGAAGUUGAUCGAACAACUGGAACUAUCGCAGCAAAGGAUGCAGAUUAUGCGACAGCAGUAUGAAGAGAAGCUCAAUGUUUUGAAUGUUAAAAUCGUCAACACGCAGAGAGAGCGAGACCAGGUUCUGGCGAAUAUGAGUGGAACGGGAGCUUCCGGUGGAGGCGCUCCGACAGAUCGAAUCAGGAAGGUAAAGGAAGAAUACGAAAGAAAGUUGUCGGAAAUGCAGAAGGAGUUGAAAAAGUUACAAAUGGCACAAAGGGAACAUCUGAGGCAACAGAGGGAACUGCAAGCCCAAGAUGCUCAGCUUAAAACGCUCAGAGGAGAGCUCAGUGAGUUGAAGCAGAUUAAGAUUCGCUUGAUGAAAAAGAUUCAAGAGGAAAACAAUCGGCACAAAGAGAUGGAAAGCAGGAAAACGCGUGAAAUUGCUCAGCUCAGAAAGGAAAGUAGGAAGCAAGUGAACAUGAUCAAGUCCCUUCAGGCUCAGGGAGCGGCUAAAGAUCAGGUGUUGAAGAGAAAAACGGAAGAGGUAUCUAACCUACGAAAAACGCAACGCGGAAUGAUGAGCAUGAAGGCUGCUGGACGGUUUCCUCCCAAGAAAUCUGUUUCGGCACUGAACACCAAGAAUCUCAAAACAAAGUGGGAAGCUUUGCAACGCACAAUUACAAGAGCGGCAAGAAGUCGGCAGGCCGUGUUGGAACUUGAAAGAGAGCUUGAACGUCUACUACAGGAGCGUGAUGGUCUGAGUCGUGAUUUGGCGAACGUCCGCUCGAGACAAGCACUGGGGGAUGCAGCGGAGCUUAUAUCCGAGGAAGAUACGAUCAUGGCUAACAUGAACUACAUUCAAGAAAACAUUACCCAAAUUCAGCAUUCCAUCAUGGAACUUGAAGAGGGCAAGGAAUCCGCCACGGAACAAUUGCAAUUGCAGAACAUACUUGAGAAUGUUCGCACCGUAGAAGAAGCCAAAUUUAUUCUGGAAAAACUUUGCGGAACCUCAAUUGCACAAGUUUGCGAGACCGCCCUAACGCAAACGAGACUGAAGGAACGUGAGGCGUUACUGAACGAGGUUCAACAAGACAGCAGCAUGCAACAGCAGUUGCUGCAGCAUAUAUUGGCGAGAACGCCGGCAGCGACACUUUCCGACACUAGUUUCAGUUCUGGACAGUCCAACAAUUCAAAUUUGGUGAACACCAUGCUACACGCAGCAGCUUCAUCCCAUGGAAUGACCACCGCGUAUGGUGAUCGGUCUGAGUAUACGGAAAACAAUUCCCAUGUGAUAAACUCCCUUACGAGAAGUCCUUCUCCUAGUAGCAGCACGGAACUCGAUAACGAUGAUAAAAUUGUCACCUACAGAAACUCCAAGCUAAGACGAAGGCCCGCUGUCGGUCAGGAUUCGUUGCCACAAGGAGGUCCCGGUGGAGCCGCCUUAGAGGUGUUCGGCUCCCCGACCUCCAGCAGCAAGCUUGAGAAAGUGGGUAUUUGUAUUUAUCUUGAGGAUUCGGCAGAUGACGAUGACACGAAGAAACGUUCUCCACAGGACGAGAAUGGAGGAUAUAUUGGUGGCGGUGGCGGUAUGACUCGCUCGUACACCGCCGCAUCGUCCGCUGGUGACGCGCAGCAUGUGCCUGUGAUAGCCAGCAGCAACGGAAAUCCAAUUGCGGCCACCACCAACCGUAACAUUGUGCCGCUGUCGCGAGUUCCUAGUGCGCCGGGUUCCUUGAAGGCUGCCGAACCGCAUAACACUGCAUGGGAAGCUUUCAGCAAAUCUAUUGGUUGCUCACAGAGAUACAUUCUUAGGAGAGGCACUUAUUCACAAAAUCCAUGAAACAUAUAUGUAUUGUAGAAAAAUGAUCCUCCUUCUGCUGGACACUGUCGACCAAAUGUAUCGCCUAUUGCCAAUUCAGCAUUUCCUCGAGUUCAAGCGUACGGUGGAGAGCAGUCUGGUCGCCAUUGGUGAGCAGUUGCGGCCAUCGAUGCUGGUGGUGGAAGACAAGCGAUAUUGAGUAAAUGCAUUUAUUUUGUACUCCGAGUGUUCCGAGCGUUUUUUUGCUCUGUUUGAUGCGAAGCGAAUGUGAUUAACUGCUUCGAUAUGUUUGUGUGGAUUAACCGUUCGUACUCGAUAGCUUCUUUGGUUACGAAGUUCCCAACAAAAAACUGAAUUCUCAUUAGUCUAAAUUUCGCAACGGGUUUCAGGAGCGAUGUCAUAAUGUUUACCUUGUGUUCUCAGUUAUCUGGAUUGAUGGACGAGAAACUAUGGGAUAUUCUCGAUAUAGUAAUAGAUGUCAUACUUUCAAACAUUUAAAACGAUCCGCUGUCGGACAAUUUUUGUCUGAAUGUAGACUCGCUCUCGACUAUUACCUUGCCUGACUCGUUCUUUCUAGUUAGCAGUUUGUUGGUUAGUAAAGACCGAUGUUCCUCCCUGGGGCAAUCCUGCUUUUCAACCUUUGAAGCCGAUUCGGAGAUCUACUCCCAAGAAAAUGUCACAAUGCCGAAAUUCCUAUGGACGGUCAACAUAAAUGGUGCGCUACGUUCAAACUUCGUCAAAAUUGAUGAUGUUCAAUCGGAACCAUUCUCAAUCACAUCGGGUGUCCACAGGGCAGCCUCAUCGUCUUUCUUGUUUUAAUAUACAUCAAUGAGGUGAACCUAAUACGGAAACGUUUCAAGCUCUUCUACUUCAUAAAGUACGUAUCGUCAAAAAGGUAUCGGAUUAUGGAACACCUCUUCCUCCUCUUUCAAUUCCAACACUACAGUAAAAAAAACUUGUGUUGGAGCACAUAGCAAGCUUUGAAGCGGGUUGAUAUUCUAUCUUUUACUAGUCCUUUCAUGGAAAAAAGAUAAUGAAGAUGGUGGAGUUACGAGCGGCAUAGCAUGCGCUGCUAAGACUAUUUUUAAAAUCAUGACAUCAGUAUUUGUGUUCAUAUUUGAUUGUCUACCACAUCCAUGAGUGUUUUAUUAAUGAAAAACAUACAUUUUCUUGAAGUUCCCACGGAUUAUGAGUAUAAUGUGAAAGCGGGCGGAGAAUAUUUGUGAAAUUACGUCGAAAAAUAUGAAUAAAAGUGAUAUUUUAGUAAGACAUUUUGACUCCACCACGGCCACAGAAACAAAGGAACAUUCUUUAUUUUUACGAUACCCUAUAUGAUAAGAUUAUGGUUCUCAGUAUCGGUGUAUGUGAUGUGGGAAAGUAGCCUUUCAUUAAGCAGCAUUUCACUGAAAAUGUUACUGCUUUCUAGGACUAAAACUACGGCUACUCUCUGGGUAGGCUGACCAAAUAUUUCCAGCCAUUCCAUGUCAAUCCGAUAUUGUGGUUCUCAGAUUUCGUUAAAAUUGGUAGUUAUGUUACUUAUCGCCAAGUAUUAGACCCGUAUUUUUUAUUUUUUCAUUGGAGUGAUCCGAAAAAUCAAUUUUUUCAUCUUUUAUUCAAAAAUUUCGCACUUUAUCGCUUUGGCAUCGUAUGUUAUAAUUUCUUAAGUAGAGUGUCACAUAACUCUCUGUUUUUCAAAGGUGUUACUUAUUUUAAUUCGAUGCCUAAGCACAUUAAGAGGGCAACCACAUUAACGGGUUUUGAACGGCAAUGCAUGUCACAUGCCAAAAAUGUAAUUUUAUUAUUGAGAUUGUAAUUGACGAAGUAGUUUUUAACGAAUUUUUACGAGUUGUAUUUGUAUGUGUAUGGAAGAAUGAACUGCCAUCUUCGUCUCAAUGAUAAUAAAGGAUGUUUUAGAUGUUUAUAAAAAUUGAAAAAAAAAAUAACAAUUAAUCUACAAAAAUUUGAGCAUGCGCGAUAAUGCAGCAGAAUCGAUAUAUGCAAGUCAUGAUAAAAAAAGAGCACAGCUAUGAUUGAGGUUUGAUUGAAGAUCGAGAGAGUGAAUGAAUGUCGUGUAAAGAAGGCCCUUUCUAGAAGAAGCUUUUUCUAGAGGAUCAACCAGACAACUGACAGAAUGAACGGAAAUGCUACAACCUGAAAUUAGGGGGUCUUCGUAGCCACUUGGUUACGCGUUCGCUUACCAAGCGAUCGAUCGUGAGUUCAAACUCAGGGCCCUCAAUUGACCAUCUUUGUGUUGUUAUAGAAUAACUAGGGAAGGCUUGACGGAGCAACGAAUGUUUACUAAUGCUACUUUGAAUGGUCAGUUGGGAAUGGACUUUAAUGAAAUUUAUUUACACUAUUGUUUGUAUUCUAGAAUAACUUAAAAAAAUAUUAAAUUAUCCACAGUUUAAAUAGAUUUCGUUUUCUGUGUUUCAUCUAAAUCAACUAAACUUUCAAGACCACUUUGCUCCUCACUAGUCAGGAAUACUUCUUUCAUUCAAUAUUGGAGAAUUUUUUUUUUAAAUAAAUCAUCUAUUCUACAGGCUCAGUUAUAUACAAUUGAUGAAGCCAAAUCCUAAAUGUAUUUUUAAUCCUGAAGUAUAUUUACAAUUAGCUUAUUUUAUGAUUAUUAGGAUAAGGAAUCGAUAAAACGCAGACGACUCUAAUUUAAUAGGGUGAUAUAUUUUUAUCAUAGAGAGGAGAGGAUAAGGAGAUUCGGACAAUUUGGUUUUAAGGAAAAGAUAGAUUUGGUCCAAUCGAGCCAACACAUCCCGCACCAGCACAAUGAGCUGUUUUCCACGGGACUGAAGAUACUUUUCUAAACUCGAUCCUGCUACAAGAUACACCUCAUACGAUCAAACAACAUGCUCAAUGCUGUGAUAAUCUUGACAACAAACGUAAAGAUUGGGAAUAAUCUAGUAGAAGACGAUUUGAUGCUGAUAAGAAUUCUAAUAAAAUCAUCAAAAUUGACGGCAACAUCAGUGGCAGAUACAUUGACUCCCUCAUCAAGAUGAAUAGAUGUUUGAAACUCAUGUAGGCUUGGGCUGGCCGAUCCUCUAAAAGCGCGCAGCUUAAGCGCCACUCCCGAAGGAGACUGCCCGCCAAGAUCGUUUUUGCCCGGUUGAGACUCCCUUCGAGAGCGAGUUCAUGAAAUACUACUUCCGCAGUGAAAGUACGAAUCGUUCCAGCCAGGCCACGAUAUCCUAACUAAAUCUCCACAACCAGCUGAAACCUCAUCAAACUUUGUUUGAACCUACAAGAAACCGAAGUUUCCACCUAUGCCUGAAUGAUCAUCACAGGCCAGGUCGCUAUUCCCCACCAGAACACGUAAUCAAUGGAACUGCGAAGUUUACCAUUCAAAUCCCGCUAAGGGGAAGACGGGUAACGAUAAAGUUUAAAAACAAGUAACAUAAGCAGACCUCCAAACAUCAAAAUUGCAUAUUUAUUAGAUGCUAGCUAUAUUUAAUCGAAGAACAACAUUUAAACGGUUUAUUACAUUUAACAAACUAGUUUCUAGGCCUAAUUUCUCUAUUUCUAAUUAUUCCAUGUUUCUAUCUCAUUUCUGUUAUUCUCCGGUGCGUGUGUCUUUAAACAUUUUCAAUAGUCAUGACUUUGUUCAUUGUGCUUUGUGCUUUUAGUUAAAAUGCUUUGUGUCGAUUGCUACUUGGACUACAUUGUCUACGAAUUACGACAUGGAAAAUGGUUACCAAAAUCCUUUGUUGGAAGUGUUUUCGGCUUACAGUCCAAUCCGUCCCAAUUGUGGGUAGGCAAUAAUAAAAAAUCUCCGUGGCGUCCUCGCUGGACGCCACUCUCCACAAAAGAAGCGAUGGAACGAACUCACCGGCUGAUUUGAAUUUGCUGUUGAUGCUGGAUUUGUGACUGCGGUUCACUUUAUUUCUUCGUGUGCUUUUCCGUUUCCGCUCAACUUUACUGAUCAGUUGAAGUUCGUUGCUGGGUGUGGGAAUCCUUGUAUUGGUGCGCACCGUGCUUGUGGGAGAAUAAUGUCGCCCAACAUCGAAUCUGCACUUUAGCACAUUGUUCGCACAACUUAUUUAAAUAGUUUACUUUUUUUACAUCUGUUCUAUCCUGAAUCGGACGCAGGAUAGUCUGAGUAAAGGUGGACUGUAAAUCUGGAAUUUCGGUUUCAAUAGACUUUAGGUUGCAUGUAGGUGUCCACACAGAUUUACCACGGGUGGGGUUCGUAUGUGGAUUUACACACUUGGUCUAAAUAGAUUAACACUGUUUGGAUAGGUUUCUAUUUAUUUGCUCGAUGUUACGCGUACAAAGGUUGGAAUACAACUGACUUUCUUAGGAAGGAAGGAAGGUCUUGUAUUAUAGAGACUUUAAACUUUUGCAGUUCAUUCGUCUCUAGCCUUCAGAAAGGCCCUUUGAAAACUCUACUCUAUUCUACUCCAGCGCUACCACCUCCACCCUCUUGCCUUGAGAAAGGCACUCGAUCCCUCGCCGUCCAGCUCGUCCAGCAACGAUGUUGUGCAGUCGGUGUCCACCGACUUUCUUAGCUGACGAUGCUGCCUUUUUAUACCCGUCAUUGGGCGAACAUAAAUGUUACAUGUUUUCUUCCUUUUUUCUGUUGCGUUUCGGUGGCAUACCGAACAUACUCCCCCCGAUCGGUACGACUUACGAUCUGCUUGGAUGUGAUGAACUUCGACUGGAAUUGUUGUCUUCGAUGGGCAGAAUUGAAACCAUGUUGAUAGGUCUCCGGAAAGUCGAACCAUCCACGGAUACAUCAACUGCUCGGAUCAGACCGUUACUUCCUGGAUACACUGCGUAGAUUCGACCCAAUUUCCAGUGGAGAGGGGGCUGGGUCCGGUUGUGUAGAAGAACAAUCAUAUCUUCACGAACGUUGGGCAUCACUUGUAAAUUUUUCUUCCGUGGUUGCAGCGUGUUGAGACAGUCCUGGAUCCAAGCACGCCAGAAGUGCUCGCGCAUUAGCUUAAGAUGUUGCCAGCGAUCUAAGCGGUUUGCUUUGAUAUCUUCAAGCGAUGGUUCGGCUGGAGCGAUGAGAGGACGUCCAAUUGAAUAAUGAGCAGGCGUAAUAACCAGCGGAUCGGCAGGAUCGUUUGAAAUACUAUAAAAGGGGCGAGAGUUCAACACUGCUUCAAUCUCAGCCAGGACUGUUGCAAAUUCUUCGUAUAUUAGCUUAACAGGUCCAACGAUACGCUGCAAGUGGGUUUUGGCGGACUUGACUACUGUUUCCCAUAACCCUCCAAACUCUGGGGCAUCUGGUGGAAUGAAGUGCCAUUCGAUUUCUUUAGUCUGGCAGUACUGCUGAAUACGUUGAACUGCUUGUUGAUUCCGGGAUUGACCGUAUAACUCAUGUAAUUCAUGCUGGGCACCGUGUGACUUUUUUGUGUGGUAUUUGAAAAAAAUGAAGUCAUCAGUCAUUUUUUCCAUCUUUGAUAUAUAUUUCAUCGCUCCACAUAGGGACAGCUAAUUCCUAUUCUCAUGUUUUGUUUUGUUUGUUUGAAAAGAGUUGAUUUUAUGAUCUGCGCAAGUGAGUAGGCCGCUUAUUAAAGUGAAAAAAGGAAAUCGAAUGUUGAUCACGAAUGGAAUCAUUAAGAUUUGGGUUAUUUUCUUAAGGAAACUUUUUUUAUGCGGUCCCUUUUCACCGCAUAACAAAAAGUUUAUUUUUCAAAUUGUGUAGCGAACACGAUUAUUUGUGCGGUCCCUAUCACCCACACAAAAACAGAGCGUAAACGUAUCAAUAAUUUCCCCAUAAAAUAAAGGCAUCUGCAUUAUCUCAUAAAGGAAAUCUUUUUCCACAGUCAUUAUCAUAAUUCCGAAUAACCGUUUCUGGUCAGAUCUCGACCGCAAAUAAUUCUCGAUCCACCGAACAACAAAAAAAGUUCUUUCAACAUUCCGUUGUAUUAGGCAAUGUCUGUAUCAUUCUGGCCAGCCGUUUCGGAGAAGGUUUGAUGCAGGUUUUGUCCAACGAUAUUCGGAAUUAUGACCAUAAUUUAAAAAGAGCCGUCAGCUAUUUACAAAGCUUUGCUUCAUCGAAUUUCGAGUUGUAUGAAAUGAACAUUUUCAAAUUUCUAGUAGGAAAUGCGACAUCGAAGUCGGUAAAUUUUUCGUGAUUCAACAAAGCGACGAAUUACAAGUAUUCAUCUAGCUCCUUAAAUCGUUUCGUCAUUUCGUCAAUAAUUUUGUCUAUAAUCGAUUCAUAUAAACGACGACAAUUGAUGUCAUUUCUGUCAUUCAUAGUUUCGCCAAAUACAUCAAUUGCAUCUUUGAGCGUACUAUUUAAAAGAUGAUCUGCUUUGAGCUCCUAUAUAGAAGCAAGUCAAGCCUUGACGUUACGCACGAAUUUUACUACGUAUAAUUCCUUUUUUUUUUGAAAAAAAAUUAUAAAGAACAUCCGUAUGUGCAAAAAUAUUCGCUUUUGCAAGUUUUGCAAGAAUACAGUGUUGAACUCAAGCAUGAGUGCGUGGAGACCUCUGGUUGUAGUAAAAGUUUCAGCAUCUGCGGCCAGGUAAAUCUCACCCAAACGUUCAUUGAUAGGUGCAUAAUUCAAAUCAACUAUUUUUGCAAACAUUUGGUAUUUUGGUCUCCAUAAAUUGCUUCAAUGUCUCGCUGCGUUUUGAUGACUGUGAGAAAAAUGCCGCAUAAGAUGAGAUCGUAUUGUAAUCCUUGACGUUUUUUUUUUGUUUUUUUUGUGCACGAGUGGAGCAAAACCAAGUUCAAUACGUGUGCGCGAAAGUGAAUAUAUCCAGUGAAUAACCGUUGUUUCACCAAUGUUUGCACGCCAGAUUUAUUUCCGGACAUUACAGUAGCACCAUCAUAGCUUUGGGCCACAAUUCUGUCAGCAUUAAGAUCAAAAUGCAUCUAUUUCAUCCACAUGUCCGGCCAAUGCAGCGGCGGUUUUGAAACGUAAGUAGACAACUGAGCCAACCGAGCUGAGGUUCAAGUUGUCGAAUGAACAAAAUCGAUAAAAAACGCUUGAAUUAAGUCCACACAUCAACGAAAGAACACCACCACAUCCACAGAAAUAAUGAAUGAAUUUAUUCGUUUAUUUAUUUACAUCACGCUCGUUCGAGGUGAUUGGUGCUGUGUACUCUCGCGUGGUCUCUCUCAAAUGACGUCAGAAGUAGAAAGAGAAACAGAAAAGGGAACGAUGACAACUACGAACAAACCCUGAAGAGUGGUGGUGUGUAUUUUUCAUCGUUUCCAUCGGUUUUGUUCAGCAGACAGCAUUGAACCUGAAACGUCAUUUUUACGCAUAGCGGCGCAUUAGUAGUAGUAAUCGUUUCAUGCGUAGUUGACUGUGUUUACCCAUUGUUUGGAUGACGGUGGGUUCAGAUGAGAGGUUUGAACCCGGUAGUCAUUACUGCCUAUUUCGUAGCUUUAAGGUUGUGUUGCGCGCGAAUUGGGUGAUGUAAUCAAGUACACUGAAGUCGCAUUUUACGCGGUUUUAUUUUACGCGGUUUUCGGAAUUUACGCGGUUUAUUUAUACGCGGAUUUCGGAAUUUACGCGGUUUUUUUAACGCGGAUUUCGCAAUUUAUGCGUAUCACGUAUCAACCGCGUAAAAAUUCAAUAUGCUGAUUGAAGUGACUUUUCACGAAGUGUGUAUUAUAUCACUGAUUAGUAGCUGAGAAAUGAAAGAAGAUACAGAUAGCAUGAUUGUAGCAUGCAAAAAAAUCACUGUUUGUUAGAUUUUUACACGGAUUUUGAAAAUUACCUGGUUCAUUUUUACGCUGAUUUUGAAAUUUACGCGGUUUUGUUAUGCGCGGAUUUUGGAAUUUACGCGGUUUUUUAAGUAGAUUUCGGAAUUUACGCGGUUUUUUUUUACGCGGCACGUAUCCCCCGCGUGAAAAGCGACUCCAGUGUAUAGCCAUCAGAUUACAUUCUUCACGGUGCGCUUGAGUUCCACCACAAUAAAAAAUAUGCUAAGAAUAUUUGGGAUAAUAUAGAAAUUAGAAAAACAUAACCAUCGAUAACCUCAUUCAUGUUGCAAAUGUGAAAUAAUACACACUUUUUUCUGAGAUUGUCUACCUGUCCUAUGAACAGUUUGAACAGGCGGACGAGACGCCUCUGGUUUUUUAUAUUUUACUGACUCCCCUACUGAAGAACUUAGUCCUACGUAAAAAAAAUAAUGCAUGUCAAUUAUUGAGUCCAAACAUAUCAACAAUACUCGUUUUUUUGUGUUUCAAAGCGAUGUUAUAACACCGUCGUGGUUAAAACACAAUGAAACUACGGUUUGAUCCUGCGUAAAAUUUGGAUUCAUUGAAUUUGGCUUUGAUCGAACAACUUGAUGAGUUUUUGGUGAGAUGUGAUAUUGGGAUAUCCACAUUUGAAGUCGUCGUGGUAUACACUCCAUCACUAGCAAUGGACAAACCUUAAAAAACAAGAUUGCAUUUUGAGUCGUCAUUUCAUAGAUACCAUUCUCAAGUAAAACAUGCUAAGUUGACAAUUCGGUUUUAUUUUUUGUUUGUUCGUGUGUUCAGCCUUAU
Molecule: messenger RNA, 12747 nt
Organism: Toxorhynchites rutilus septentrionalis
Lineage: Eukaryota; Metazoa; Arthropoda; Insecta; Diptera; Culicidae
Gene: Klp31E
Product: kinesin-like protein KIF21B
Exons: 11
Coding region: 694-4299 (1201 amino acids)
Biological process (GO): microtubule-based movement; mitotic spindle organization
Molecular function (GO): microtubule binding; ATP binding; microtubule motor activity
Source: RefSeq, a predicted model, not a curated record